AAUGAAUAAUGGGAAAUAUUUUUCCUAUAAACUUAUCCCAAGAAGAGGUUGCCAAACGACAUUGCCAGUUCCAGGUAAAAAAGAUCAGCGAUGCAGGAUUCCGCAAGCCAUAUCUCCGGCAAACGGGUUUCAGGAACUUUUGUAUGUGACUCCAUAGACGCAAUGCAAUACAUGUUGUACAACAUUGGUAUUGAUGUAAUUGUGCCUUUCUCGUUAUGUAUGUACCUGUAUCAUGUUAUUCAUUGUGACUAAAAGUGCUUGCUGGUCACGUUCUGGUUUAUUUACUAGAAAUUUUCGCGUUAGAAUAACGCAAGAACAUGGAUUGGAAUAAGCUCCUGUCACUUACUUGGAUUUAGAGUUACACUAACAAUUUCUGUGUUCAGUUUUGCUUGGGAUAUUUUGUAUAACACCGAGAAACAUUUUACUACUAAUUUGUGUUCCUGGCCUAAGCUUUAUCUAUGAUGUCUGCUGACAUAGACAACCAGCCGUAUGAUAACGUUGAGUUUCCGGUCCGGCGUCCCGGCGGCCCCGUCGGCCACAGCCCCUGGGUCCCGCCGUCCAUGACCGCCACCCAGCGGGAGACGCUGGUCACGGGUGGCACCGCAACUCGGGAGCGGCCCGGCUACACCCUGGCACCGGUAGUCGAGGGCGGAGGAGGGGAGGAGGAGGCAGAAGAGGUAAAGGUUGAGGACCAACGAAGGACGGUCGGCAUCACCUCCACAACGACAAACAGCACGACCACUGGAAAUCAGAACGUCAUCACGACGCCACCACGGACGUCCAAUGUCAAUCACGCUACAUCGCCGAGCAGAGAUCAAAGCCAGUCACUUACAAGCACAGACAAACGUGCCAACCAGUCACAAACGUUACCGCGCCAGGUGACUAGUAAACCCCCACCUUCACCGUCACAUGAAAGUAGGAUUUCCUUCGACCAAUCACGUCAAGCGGAGGAGUUUACGUGGAGCGCGUUCACUCCAAGGUCACAAGACGUUUUUGAGGAUGCGUACACGAGACACAAGUACUUUUACAAAUUUAGUGACAAAGUGUUGAAACAGGGGACGAAGAUGAAAGCCUCGGUGUGGGACAGCCCCGGAAAACCGGGAGAGACCUUGACCUACGAACAACUCCUUCAAGGCGUGUUGACGGAAGGUGAGCGGUUGCUGCUGGGGGGAAGCUGGCUCUACUUCCGAGACGUGGAGUUUUUCGAGCCGGAGUGCUCACGCCACAUCCGCCCGCCCCUGGGGGAGGGUCGAAUAUGCCUUACUAACCUCCGGAUGCUUCUGCUGUGUGCGGAAAUGGCUCCAGAUGCGAGUAUAUCCGAGUUCGGGGCCGGGAAAGAGCAGGGCGGAUACAAGCUAGCCGUGUCCAAGGUGAACCACGUGUUUUUCCAGAACAUUCCCAUCGACUGUUUCGAGAGCGUCGAGCUAAGUUCCAGUGUGGGUACACGGGCAGAGAGCAAGCUCAAGGAACGGAAGCCCGCCUGUUGCGGGAUCUUCUCCUGUAUAGGGGUUGGUAGAUGCGGUUUCACAUGGGAUGCAACCCCGCCCCUGCCAAUCAACAUCGUGAAGAGAGUUAUCCGCCUUGGCGUGUACCUGCCCCCGUGGCGCACUCCGGCCAUCAUGAUUGUGCACCUGCACCCCAAGAUGUCUCUGACGUCCGCCCGUGAUUUCGUCACCCAAUUACAGAACCACGUGCCACAGAUGCAGUACAACGUGAGGCACGGUGCGACUGUACUCUAGUCAUGGCACGUGCUCAUUGUCAGACUGGUUCAUUUUCAUUUCGUGAAUAAGAAAUGUUUGACAUAAUUGAUUUAAGUUUAAAGCUUUUGAUAUGUAUACGAAUGUAAGCGAAGUUUGAAUAUGUUUUAUUAAAUAUUAAACGAUUCAUUCUGUCAGAAUAUUUAGCGCCUGCUUCUUCUGUAUGAAAUUUUUAUGACGAAAUAAAGUGUGGCAAAUCAUAA
Molecule: messenger RNA, 1960 nt
Organism: Mya arenaria
Lineage: Eukaryota; Metazoa; Mollusca; Bivalvia; Myida; Myidae
Exons: 5
Coding region: 459-1739 (426 amino acids)
Source: RefSeq, a predicted model, not a curated record